CGGCCCGGAGCCUGCAGGCGGGGGCAGCAGGAGGUUCCCGGCUGGGGGACGCGCUGCCCGGGGGACCCCCCAAGGCGGCUCCCCUGGCCCGGCUCCGCCCGUGCCGCUGUGAAGGGACCCGCUGAAUUGCUGCUCACGCUCCCAGGCUGCAGAACCACGUCCCGUUUGGCUGGAGACCGUCCCAUCCUGCCAGGUGCUGGGGAAGGGACAUGGCUGCCGCGGAGCCGGUGACCUUCGAGGAGGUGGCUGUGUGUUUCUCCAAGGAGGAAUGGGCCCUGCUGGCCCCGGGUCAGAGAGCCCUGUACUGGGACGUCAUGCAGGAGAAUUACGAGACCGUGACCUGGCUGGGAUUUCCAGUUUCCAAACCAGACCUCAUCUCCUGGCUGGAAGGAGGGGAGGAGCCGUGGGUCCCUGAUCUCCAGGGCUGUGAGGAAAGGGAGAUCCCAAGUGAUGCCCACACAGCAGGUGAUGGGACGGUGAGUGAGAACGAGGAGGAGAAUCCUCAGCAGGAAGAUCUUGAGCGAGUGGAACCACAGGGGACGGUAUCGGGAAGAGGUGAAGGGGACGUUUCCCAGAGUCUCAAGCAGGGAGAAACCCGUGAGAGUGAGAGCAGUGCGGAGAGGCAGCAGGGAAACCACUUGGAGGAGACACUGGUUAAAUCCACUCACAGCAGAAGAGGAGUGAAGAAAGUCAAAGAAACUGUUCAACAGAGAAUCCACGCUGGAGAGAGACCCUAUGUGUGCGAUGACUGUGGGAAAAGCGUCCGGUACAGAUCAGAGCUUAUUAGACAUCAGAGAGUCCACACGUGCGAAAGACCUUACAAGUGUCCAGACUGUGGGAAAAGCUACAGACAUAGGUCAACCCUUAGUGGGCAUCGUACGCUGCACACAGGAGAGAAGCCCUAUAAGUGCCCUGACUGUGGGAAAAGCUUUGGUCAGCGCUCACUCCUUAUUCAACAUCAGAGACUCCACAGAGGGGAGAAACCCUACAAAUGCAAUGCGUGCGGGAAAAGGUUCAGUCUGAACUCAAACCUCCUAUCACAUCACAGAACUCACACAGGAGAGAAACCCUUUAACUGCCCUGACUGUGGGGAAAGCUUCAGAUACUGGUCAACCCUUUUCAAGCAUCAGAGAAUCCACACAGGAGAGAAGCCCUAUAAGUGCCCUGACUGUGGGAAAAGCUUUGCUCAGCGCUCAGCCCUUAAUAAACAUCAGCGACUCCACAAAGGGGAGAAACCCUACAAAUGCAGUGAGUGCGGGAAAAACAUCAGUCGGAAACACCUCCGAUCACAUCAGAGAAUCCACACAGGAGAGAAGCCCUAUAAGUGCGCUGAGUGUGGGAAAAGCUUCAGGAACAGCUCAAUCCUUAUUCUCCAUCACAGAAUCCACACGGGAGAGAGACCCUAUGAAUGUAGCGAGUGCAGGAAACGCUUCCGUCAGAAGAACGCCCUUCUAUCACAUCAGAGAACCCACACAGGAGAGAGACCCUAUGAAUGUCUUGAGUGCGAAAAAAGCUUUAGGAACAAGGCACACCUUAUUAGACAUCAGAGAACCCACACAGCAGAGCGACCCUAUGAAUGCCUGGAGUGUGGGAAAAGCUUCCGUGAGAAUUCACAAUUUCUAUCACAUCAGAGAAUCCACACAGGAGAGAGACCCUAUAUCUGCCCUGACUGUGGGAAAAGCUUCAGGCAGAACUCACACCUCCUAUUACAUCAGAGAAUCCACACAGGAGAGAAAUCCUAUAACAGCUCUGACUGUGAGAAAAGCUUUGGUCAGCGCUCACCUGUUUUUGAACAUCAGGGACUCUACAUGGGAGAGAAACCCUACAAAUGCAGUGAGUGUGGGAAAAGCUUCACUCGGAAGUAUUCCCUUCUCUUACAUCAGAGAACCCACACGGGAGAGAGACCCUAUAACUGCCCUGUCUGUGGGAAAAGUUUCUAUGAGAGAACAGCCCUUAUUCAACAUCAGAGAAUCCACACAGGAGAGAAACCCUACAAAUGCAAUGAGUGUGGGAAAAGCUUCUGUCGGAACACAUACCUCCUAUCACAUCAGAGAAUCCACACAAGGGAGAAACCCUAUAACUGCUCUGACUGUGGGAAAAAAUUCAAUCAGAGCUCAGCUCUUAUUGAACAUCAGAGACUCCACAUGGGAGAGAAACCCUACAAAUGCAGUGAGUGUGGGAAAAGCUUCACGCGGAAGUAUUCCCUUCUCUUACAUCAGAGAACCCACGCGGGAGAGAGACCCUAUAACUGCCCUGUCUGCGGGAAAAGUUUCUAUGAGAGAACAGCCCUUAUUCAACAUCAGAGAAUCCAUAUGGGAGAGAAAUGCUAUGAAUGCAGAAAGGUGGAUGCUCCUCUGCCGUGGGGCCUGCUCCAGUCGGUGGGUUCGGAAGCCACCUAAGUCUGCACAAAACAGUGGGGAAAAAUUGCCUAAGGACAUCACCGGACUAAGUUCUAGGAUUUGAAUGGGACAACGUUGUGACUAAAACUGAGGCGGUGCUGAUUUCACCUGCCACGUGUGCACCCACAACAGCCAGAGUUUCUGUUCCCACUUGUUCGUGUGGUGCUCAGCUGAUCUUACUGCCUGAACGAGCUGCCCGUCAAAGCUUUGGUUUGUGGGAAUCCAUUGCUUGGGGGCUAAUUUUCUUUGGUUGCCUUGUUUCAACUCAAUUCCUAACUUUACGAGCUACUGAGAACUGGGAUCUCUGCCAGUCACUGCAUCGUACACUCACCCGCGGUGCUGCCUUUGCAUGUGAGAGUCAGAAUUACCUGCUUCCUUACACUUCUCUCCUUUGGGACAUCACACCGUCUGUGUGAGCGAGAACAGCCAUCUUCUAACUUCACAGUCUCACUUCAAUCUUUGUGUACGUGAAUAUGUCUAUGUUAACUUUAACAAUGUGUGUUUCUAACUACAGAGUUGUUUAAUGGGUUCCUGCUUUACACUCCAGACUAGCCUCCUGGGAGCUUCAUUAAUUCCUGUUUUACCUUUGCCUAUUUUUAAUUUUAAAAACGCAGGGUACAUGGUGGUAGCUCUCUUUCUAUAUUUGAAUAAUACAGUGGUCGCCCGUGGAUGUGUGGUAUUACCUUUAAUACAAAACUAACAAUGUAAUAAUGGCUGUUUUAGCUUUCAUGUUGUUGACUCUCCUUUAAAUUCUCUGACCUCAGCCAACCUAGCUAGUUUUGUCCAAAUUCCUUUUUAGUUUAAAGGUUUAAAUAUCAGGUUAAUUAUAGUUGUUGUAAUCUAGUUACUUCACUGAGUUUAUUCUUGUUUACCUGAUACUAUUUCUUUAUAAAGUUCAGCGGCAGGGCCGUCCCUGGGGGGUGCAGGGCCCGGGUCAGACGUCACGUCACUUCUGGGACUGACCGUGCCGGGUAGGGGCGUCUGGGGCAGGCGGUACCUCCCCAAACAGCAGGGCUGGCUCUAGGUUU
This is a messenger RNA of Mauremys mutica (yellowpond turtle), 3427 nucleotides long. RefSeq names its product zinc finger protein 883-like. Gene Ontology annotation, molecular function: RNA polymerase II cis-regulatory region sequence-specific DNA binding; DNA-binding transcription factor activity, RNA polymerase II-specific. NCBI's taxonomy places the organism in Eukaryota, Metazoa, Chordata, Testudines, Geoemydidae. The record is from RefSeq and is a predicted model, not a curated record. Gene Ontology annotation, biological process: regulation of transcription by RNA polymerase II. The coding region runs from base 210 to 2399 and encodes 729 amino acids. The transcript has 5 exons. Gene Ontology annotation, cellular component: nucleus.